AAGAAACCACGAAAACCCUAAAACAUCAUCCGAGAGAAAAAAUAAAACUCUCGGGAUCGGUCGCUCUCUUCUACCUUUGCUUCGCCGGCGGCCACCGCUGCACCGCUGCUGAAGACACCCGUUGCACCGUCACCACUGCUCUUGAUUAUUUCCAUUUCAAUCACAAAGUCUCGUUUUGGCUUGCUUUCUCGCUGGGAUCUAGAAUUUCUGCUUCUGAUUCCGAAAGAUUUACCGGUGAUUUUUUCGUUUUCCGGGGUUGCUGCUUUUUCCGGCGCGGUACGACCGCUUGAUCUAUCUCUCGCCAUAAAUUCAGUGAAGAUAUUUAAUUGGAAGGAAUUCUUCUCAAAUCAUGGAGUCUUUAUGGAAGCUGUUGUAUUUGCUAGAACCUGCUCCAGUUACUCUCAUAAUUACAGCUGUCACAGUGACAUUUGCAUCUGCUUUCCGUGCACUUAACUACGGAAAAGAGAUGGAGAGAAAUCGUGACUUAUCUGAAGCAUCUAUUACAUUGGAUAGGUCCCAAGCAUUGAUGAUCCCAGUAAUGAGCUCGUGCAGUUUGCUUUUGAUGUUCUAUCUGUUUUCUUCAGUUUCCCAGCUCCUUACUGUCUUCACAGCCAUCGCCUCUGUUUCAUCUCUCUUCUUCUGGUUUUCACCAUACGUGACAUAUAUCAAGUCGCAGCUUGGUCUGACCGACCCCUUUGUUUCAUCUUGCUGUUCGAAAUCUUUUACAAGAACCCAGGGGUUAUUGCUAGUGGCUUGUGCCAUGACAGUUGUGGCAUGGGUCAUCUCUGGGUAUUGGAUUUUGAACAAUGUGCUGGGGAUCUCCAUUUGCAUCGCGUUUGUGAGCCAUGUCCGCUUACCUAACAUCAAAAUAUGUGCCAUGCUCUUAGUAUGUCUCUUUGUGUAUGACAUAUUUUGGGUUUUCUUCUCCGAGAGAUUCUUUGGUGCUAACGUUAUGGUGUCGGUGGCAACCCAACAAGCAUCGAACCCAGUUCACACAGUAGCCAGCAGUUUGAAUCUUCCCGGUCUACAGUUGAUCACAAAGAAACUGGAAUUACCAGUAAAGAUUGUCUUUCCCCGAAACCUCUUGGGUGGUGUGGCUACCGGUGUCAGUGCCUCAGACUUUAUGAUGCUCGGUCUUGGUGACAUGGCAAUCCCGGCGAUGCUUCUUGCCUUGGUCCUCUGGUUUGACCAUCGCAAAACCAGGGAAGUAGUGAAUCUUUUCGAUCUUCAUUCGUCUAAGGGACACAAAUACAUUUGGUAUGCUCUUCCUGGAUACGCCAUUGGCCUUGUAACUGCCUUGGCUGCUGGUGUCUUGACUCACUCGCCUCAGCCCGCCUUACUUUACCUGGUACCGUCGACGUUAGGACCGGUGGUGUUCAUGUCAUGGCUGAGGAAGGACCUGUCUGAGCUGUGGGAAGGAACCAGCGCGCCCUGUCCGAAUGAUAAGUCUCACCAAAUAGAGAUAUGA
Tarenaya hassleriana is the source of this 1468-nucleotide messenger RNA. Its product is annotated as signal peptide peptidase-like 1. The record is from RefSeq and is a predicted model, not a curated record. The transcript is spliced from 5 exons. Gene Ontology annotation, cellular component: lumenal side of endoplasmic reticulum membrane; cytoplasmic side of endoplasmic reticulum membrane; Golgi-associated vesicle membrane. Gene Ontology annotation, biological process: membrane protein proteolysis. Gene Ontology annotation, molecular function: aspartic endopeptidase activity, intramembrane cleaving. Bases 350 to 1468 code for a protein of 372 amino acids. NCBI's taxonomy places the organism in Eukaryota, Viridiplantae, Streptophyta, Magnoliopsida, Brassicales, Cleomaceae.